UGGUGGUGGCGGCGGCGGCAGCGACGGCGGCGGCGGCAUGAGGCGCGGGGCCGGUGGCCGCGGGAGGGAGGCGCUGCCCGCGGCCCGGUCGCUCCCGCUGCAGCUGCUCGCCGGCGCGCUGUACCCUGCCAGCUGGGCCUCGGCCGCUCUCGUCUCGGCCGCCUCCCGGGCCGCCGCUGGUGACCACUCGCCGCGCCGCCGGAGGCUUCACCCGCGCCCUCCCUCAGGACGCGCCCGCGAAGCUCGGGCCCCUUCGCCUCGGACCCGAAGGCCGCGCUGCGCCGGGCGGCGGCGAGGCCGGAAGAUGGCCUGGGUGCUCAAGAUGGACGAGGUGAUCGAGUCUGGGCUGGUGCACGACUUCGACGCCAGCCUUUCGGGCAUCGGGCAGGAGCUGGGCGCCGGCGCCUACAGCAUGAGCGAUGUGUUGGCAUUGCCCAUUUUCAAGCAGGAAGAUCCCAGCCUUCCCCUGGAUGGUGAAACCAAACACCCUCCCUUUCAGUAUGUGAUGUGUGCUGCAACAUCGCCAGCAGUGAAACUGCAUGAUGAGACCCUUACUUACUUGAACCAAGGUCAGUCUUAUGAAAUUCGGAUGCUGGAUAAUCGGAAAAUGGGAGAUAUGCCUGAGAUCAGUGGAAAAUUAGUAAAGAGCAUCAUAAGGGUUGUAUUCCAUGACAGACGGCUACAGUAUACAGAGCAUCAACAACUUGAAGGUUGGAAGUGGAAUCGCCCAGGAGACAGACUUCUUGAUUUAGAUAUUCCAAUGUCUGUGGGAAUUAUUGACACAAGAACAAAUCCAAGCCAGUUAAAUGCUGUGGAAUUUCUGUGGGACCCUGCAAAACGCACAUCUGCUUUCAUUCAGGUACACUGCAUCAGCACAGAAUUUACUCCACGGAAGCAUGGAGGUGAAAAGGGAGUGCCUUUUAGGAUCCAGGUUGACACCUUUAAGCAGAAUGAAAAUGGGGAAUACACAGAUCAUCUUCACUCAGCUAGCUGCCAAAUCAAAGUUUUUAAGCCUAAAGGUGCAGAUAGGAAACAAAAAACUGAUCGAGAAAAGAUGGAGAAGAGGACAGCACAUGAAAAAGAAAAGUAUCAGCCGUCCUAUGAUACCACAAUCCUCACAGAGAUGAGGCUUGAGCCUAUAAUUGAAGAUGCAGUUGAACAUGAGCAGAAAAAGUCCAGCAAGCGGACUUUGCCAGCAGACUACGGUGAUUCUCUGGCAAAGCGAGGCAGUUGUUCUCCGUGGCCUGAUACCCCCACAGCCUAUGUGAAUAACAGCCCUUCCCCAGCGCCCACUUUCACCUCCUCACAGCAGAGCACGUGCAGUGUCCCUGACAGCAAUUCUUCUUCCCCAAAUCACCAGGGAGAUGGAGUUUCACAGACAUCUGGUGAACAAAUUCAGCCUUCAGCUACAACCCAGGAAACACAACAAUGGCUGCUCAAAAACAGAUUCUCUUCCUACACAAGACUGUUUUCUAAUUUUUCAGGUGCCGACUUAUUAAAGCUGACAAAAGAGGAUUUAGUUCAAAUUUGUGGUGCAGCCGAUGGAAUUCGGCUCUAUAACUCACUGAAAUCAAGGUCAGUUAGGCCCCGUUUAACCAUCUAUGUCUGCCAGGAGCAGCCGCACGCUGCAGGCAGUGGAGGCGAGAGUGGCGGUGGGACACCCUAUGUUUAUCAUGCAAUCUACUUGGAAGAAAUGGUUGCCUCAGAAGUUGCUCGAAAACUUGCAUCGGUGUUUAAUAUUCCUUUCCACCAAAUUAACCAGGUUUACAGACAGGGUCCCACUGGUAUUCACAUUCUUGUUAGUGAUCAGAUGGUUCAGAACUUUCAAGAUGAGAGUUGUUUUUUAUUCUCCACAGUAAAAGGUACUUUGUGUAUGUGUGUGUGUGUCUUGAAAUGUUGCAGUCACGAAAGAUAGUGUGUAUCUCUUCUUGAUAGCCCUUUUGUGUGCUUAUUCUUAAAAAUGCCAUCUUUACUAAUUUUGAGAGAGUUUGAGAAGUGGAUGAGCAGAAUAUUUUUAAUGGUUGUAAUAGAAAUUAGCAAAUAAGGAAGAGGAGUCAUUCUUUUAGAUGACUGAAAAAAAGAGUCUGCUUAUUCAGCCAACUUUAUUGAGCAUUUUUCUACCAGACAUCAUGCUAUUAGUGUUUGAAGGGUCUUAAGUAAAACAAGGGUCCAUGGAACUCUAACUCUCCUGGAGAAAGCAAACCAGAUUGGCCACAGAUACACAAAACUACUAAUAUUUUAAGUGCCAUGAUGGAAUAGGAAAGUGAAGUGUUAUUAAGGGGCUCUUGGAUGGGGGGAAUAUAGAGCUGUUAGGAAAGGCUUCCCUGAUGUGGUAACUUAAAAAAUGAGGUGCUGGCCAUAGCAAUAGUGUCCCAUUGCAGUGAGGAGCUGUGUACAAAGGGAUGCGCUUGGCUUCUGCUAAGGCCUGGAACAAUCCCUGCAGCGGCCCUGCAAGGUCUAAGGGUGAGCAGAGCAAGAUGGUUCAAGGUGGGAGGCAGGGUCUGGCAUGCCGGCUGGAGAUUUUAUUUGAAAUGCAUUGGAAAGUCAGUGAAGUUGAUUAAACAAAGGAGUAAUGCAACUAGAUUUUUCUUCUACUCUCUCAACUCUGUGGAGACGGAUGUGAAGGUGGCAAAACUGGAGGCAGGAGAUUCUUCCAGGCGAGACGUAAUGGGUCUUACAGAUUUAUGGACAGGGGCCACUGGGCUCCACAUUUGAGGGAAGAGUAGUUGUAACUGCAGGUGUUUGUUGAGCAACUGGGCAGGUGGUGGCCUCAUCAAAGAGGUAAGUAAGGUUGGGUAAAACAAGAGCUCUGUUUUGGAUAUGUCAAGUAGGCAGUUAAUUGUUUCAUCCUGGGACCCAAAGAGAUGUAGACUUGAGAUGUAAAUUUGGGAAGCCUUCAUUACCAGCAGUUAGUCAAAGCUGUGGAAGUUGUUGAGGUCAUUUAGAGGAAGAUGCUGUGUGUUACUAUUUUCUAGUAGUCACUCUAGAAAAGAGUGGCCCUAAACAGUGUUAAAAUUAAUUCUCCUUUGUGCUUGAUGUAUUUACCUGUACCAUCAAGUUACUGCAGUUCUGAAGUGAUGUUUUAUGUACACUGAGCUAUAUUUACUUACCUGCAGGGCUGUCUUAAUUGAACUAACUGACUUUCAGAAAUAUCUUAAGCUUAGUACUUUUCAGCUCAGUCUCUUGUUCUAAAAGCUAAACAAUUUUUGCUUGGUGCAAUUCAUUGUCUAAAAACAAACUCAUACUGUAAUCAUGUAGUUGUUUCGAAACUCGUAUACAUUUCUGGCCUCAAACAUCAUAGGAUUUACUCUCCAGUCUCAGACAGUGACCACAUGAAAACCUUCAUUUCUGCCUUUGUGAAUGCCUUCAUUGCUUUUUACUGAAGCUGUCAGGCAAAAAUUAGCGAUGUUUUUAAAAUCAAAUUUACCUCUGAGGAGUUUAAAUUUUUGCAUCCUCAGGUUCUCUGUACGUUUUGUUCAGGCUUCACUUGUCCUCUGCUCUCGCAUAGUGCUUUGACCUGUUCUGCCUCCAGUGCACUCUUGCUUCUGUGUUCUGAUAGACCCCCACCCUGCCCUGUAGAACAGGCAAGCAGUGCGGCAGCAGGGCCCUGACAGGAGACAGCCAAGCUUCAGAGAGCAAAGUGUCAAACAGGAUGUGUACAUGAAAUUGUCUAAGGAAAGAAGAGCUAGAGCAAACUAAUCAGCCCUUUUCUGUAAAAUUAGUUAAAAGCAACCUUUGAAUUGGGUGGGGUGUUACAGAUUUCAGAGUUUUAGAUUCAACAAUUUGCUAAGCUUGGUUAAAAAAAGAUUUUAACUUUCUUUUUGCAGCUGAAAAUAAUGAUGGUAUCCACAUAAUUUUGAAGUGAUAUCUUACAGAGACUGAACUAUUAUUCAGUACCAAAUAAAGUCACGCUUAAAAGUGUGUGAAGACUGAAUCCAAGGAGUCUUGGGAUUGGAUUUUACCAUAAGAAAUGUUUCAUAUUGAAAACACAAGAUGACCUUCCUAAUGAGCUGUAUGACAGGCAAAUCUCCUCACUGUCACUGCCAUAGCCAAGCAUCCUCAUGAGAGUGAGCACAUUGGGCAGCGUGCAUCCCAGCUCUGGAGGCCAUGACACAGGCGCAGCUGCCUGCUCUUCUGGCAGAGGCCAGUAGACAACAGUUUGCAGAAGCAGCCUUUCCUGGCUUUUUACACUGUAUGCAGUUUAGAAAUGAAUGUUUAAAAAGAAACUUAUUGUGGGCAUUUACCUUUCUGUGCCAGUUUGGCUUUUAUUUCCUGACCUUUGUGCUGACCUGGGGUGGAGAUGGGGAAUGCUGUUCUAGAGCCAGAAUGGAAUCUGUCUGCGUGAGAUGCACUGUGCUGACGAGGCAGUUGGUGGUCAGGUAAGAGGCUCCACACCUUCUCAGAAGCAAUCAUGUCUGAGGGUGUACGUACGUCUGAUGGGAUCAAAUAGACUGGGAAGCUCCAAGGCGACAGAUGGGCUUGAAGCAAACUGCAUUAUCAGAAGUACCUUGGUGAGAGGAUCAGUGUAAAUCCUAAUAGGUACAAAGACUUUUGUGUUUUUGCUUUGUCACAGAUUUAUUGAAAACUUUUUUGCUUCUGCUUCCAUUUUUAGUGUUUUAGCUUCUGGUUUUCAUUUUUUGAAGCUUCCUUGCCUUUUAAACUUUACGUGGUUUUCUUUUCUCAUUCUCCUCCCACACCCCCAAUUCCUGAUCUUUAAACAUCUUGUUUGUGUUUUGAGACAGAGUCUCACUGUGUUGCCCAGGCUAGCCUUUAACUCCUGGGCUCAUACCAUCCUUCUGCCUCAGCCUCCUGAGUAGCUGGGACUACAGGUGCACACCUCUGCACCUGGCUCUGUUCUUAAACAUGUUUAAAGACCUCCCCCAAACAUUAGAAAUAAGUAAUGUGACUAGGGGGAACAGAGUAUUAUUAGUAGCUUCUGACUAGGUGUUAAGGGAUCUUUGCUAUGAACAAGAUGAAAUUACUCAUGGAAACACUAGAUAUCAUAAAUCUAGAUAUCAUAAAUCAAACACUAAAAUACAAAAGCCCUUAGUUAUCUCCUCAAAUACUGAGCUUCAGUACAAUCAUGGAGAACAUUCUGGUGAUUAUUUAGGGGCUUUUAAAAAAUAAGACCACAUCAUGGCUUCUUUUUCUAUCGAAACUGUGCCUCUUUCAUAAAAUCAAAUGUAUUCUAUUAGCAUACUUUUUCCAAAGGAAAUCCAUUGCCUAUCCUCUUCACUUCACUCAGAACCUUCCCAGAAUUCAUCAUCAAGCAUUUUUAGGCCUGUGAUGUAUCAGACUGAGGUUUUUGUUUUUUUAAACUUAAUGGUAGCAUCUCUAUCCAUUUACUCUGUUGUUUUGGCUUUGAAUGUACUAUUUGAUCCUCUUCUUUGUUCAGGUGGAAAUAGGAAUGAUUAAGUUUGAAAUCUCUCCCAGAAGACAAACUUCAGUGUGUAAAAGUUUUGACAUUUUAUGUUUUAUUCAUAAAGUGGGUUAAUUAUUUGCUACAAAGAAGCACUGUCUCAAUAUUUUCAUCUUCAGUUUGGAAAUAUCUGUAACUCCUGUAGACGCUUUAGGAGAGCUUUCCUUUCUGUCCUUUAUCCUUUGCUUUUGUGUGACCACAAGUUUUCUGUACCAGUCACUUGGGAAAGAAGUGAACUUCUCUCUUGUUUUAGAGUUUGCUUGUCUAUUUAGCAUUCCUUUUUGGGUCUCAUGAUUUAUGGAACAAUAAAUGUCACUUAAUGCUGUGUGCUAUUUUGAAUUCCUUACCAGGUUUUAGAAGUGGAGUGAAAAUACUCAUAGCUCAUCAAACUUGAAAUUACACUGAGCAGCAUAAAACAUUAGUCCCAAUAAAACAGGUUAAAUAAAUUGUGGCACCAGCAAAUUUGCUACUUUGUUUUUUUAAUAGUAGGAUGUACAAGUUCAGUAUAAUAAAUGUUUUCCGAUUGUUUUGUAAAUGUGUCUCAUUUAAAAUCUCAGUUUAUACUAGUGUCACCUCAAGUCACAUGAUCACAGGGCUUUACUGUGUAUGUCCUGAAUAUACCCCAGUCUCAAAAGCUGAUGCAGAUAAGAAUGGGUUAUCCCAGAGGCUCAAACCCACUAAAGCUACACUCUGAGCUCAGCAACUGGGUUUUCUUACAAGAGGUUUUCCUAGUCUGUAAAUGAGGUCAUACAGCAUUGAGUCCAAGUCCAGUAGCUGUGAUAGGUCAUAGGCUCAAAAGACAUGGUAUAUAGGAGGUUCUGG
Molecule: messenger RNA, 6241 nt
Organism: Castor canadensis (American beaver)
Lineage: Eukaryota; Metazoa; Chordata; Mammalia; Rodentia; Castoridae
Source: RefSeq, a predicted model, not a curated record